AUGAAUAGCUACCUCGUUGCAAUCCCAUUGGUGUCGCUGCUCCUCCUCAAAGCAGUCUUGACCCUCUUUUGGCAUUUGCGCUCAAGUCUGAGGUCCGUUCAAGGCCCUAGUGCCGCUCGAUGGACACUCGGUUGGUAUACCUGGAAAGUUUGGCAAGGUGCUUUUGAGCAUGUUAACCGUGACUUACACAAGAAAUACGGCUCUGUCGUUCGCUAUGCACCUAAUAGCUACAGCUUCAGUGACCUCGAGGCAGUCAAAGUCAUUUACGGUCUGGGUACUUCGUUCCCAAAGUCCCCAUGGUACAUACCUUGGGGCAAUCCUGGAGAUAACAAUCUUUUCAACGAGAGGUCCUUGGCCAAGCAUGCACACGAUCGAAAGCAAUAUCAGUCCACUUACUCCAUGUCUUCCUUGGUCAACUACGAAGCAUUUGUUGACGAGUGUGCUGAGCUGUUGAAGAGACGCCUGUCAGAACUCUGUGCGGCAGGCCAAGCUGUCGACAUGCAUCAUUGGUUCCAAUGUUAUGCUUUCGACGUGAUUGGUAUGAUCACAUAUGGAAAGCGUCUGGGCUUCCUCGAUAAAGGAGAGGACGUGGGAAAUGUCAUCCACGCCUUGGGAGAGAUACUUAGUUAUUCAACAUUGGUUGGAAUCGUUUUUCCUACCCUCCACAACAUCUUUGUUCCGAUUAUGAACUUUCUUGCAGGGAGUAAAGGACAAGGAGGAGCUUAUGUCACGGCAUUCACAAAGGCGAGAAUCAGUGAAGCGCAGUCAAAUCCCAAGGCUGUGAUCCUGGACGACAGCGACACUACAACCCAGUCUUUUCUUAUGAAGUUCCUGGCCAAGAAUACUUCAAAGCCAGACGCUUUCACCUCGUCUCAUGUCAUAACCGGAUGUGUUAUUAACAUGAUCGCGGGAUCUGACACAACUAGCAUUAGCCUCUCAGCUGUGUUGUACUAUCUUCUCAAGAACCCCUCAUGCAUGGACAAGCUACGAGAAGAAGUUGACACGUUCACUGCCAAUGACCAGUUAUCGACUUAUGUCACUUAUAAAGAGAGCCAGGCAAUGCCAUACCUGCAGGCGGUCAUUAAGGAAGCCUUGCGGUUACAUCCAGCCACCGGACUACCCCUUGAGCGUGUAGUGCCCAAAGGUGGCGCUACCAUUUCAGGUCGUUUCUUCCCGGAGGGGACUAUCGUCGGAAUCAAUACCUGGGUUGCGCACACGGACCGCAGCAUCUUUGGACGGGAUGCAGAUUCAUUUUCGCCCGAGAGAUGGCUGCAAGAUAGUGAUGAGCGUUUAGCUUUGAUGAACCGCUUCUGGAUGCCUUUUGGUCUUGGCUCUCGCACCUGCAUCGGCCGGCAUAUUUCCAUGCUUGAAAUGUGCAAACUCGUCCCUGCUUUGGUUCGAGACUUUGAGUUUGCUUUGCAUGAUAAUCUACUCCAAAAUGAAUGGAAAACACUGAAUUACUGGUUUGUAAAGCCGCUUGAUUUCAACGUCUGGGUAAAACCAAGGACGAGUGCAGGGUAA
Molecule: messenger RNA, 1521 nt
Organism: Fusarium fujikuroi IMI 58289
Lineage: Eukaryota; Fungi; Ascomycota; Sordariomycetes; Hypocreales; Nectriaceae
Product: related to pisatin demethylase cytochrome P450
Exons: 3
Coding region: 1-1521 (506 amino acids)
Molecular function (GO): monooxygenase activity; heme binding; oxidoreductase activity, acting on paired donors, with incorporation or reduction of molecular oxygen
Source: RefSeq, a predicted model, not a curated record